GCGAUUGAAGAUCCGUUCGAUAAAUCAAAAUUGCUGCGGCGUUAUGCUCUUCGAUAUAUGGUGUUGGAUAAUGUAUUUCAUGCCGUUGAGCUGGGUGUUAGGGAUAGGAUCAUUCUUGUAAAUAAUACGUACAUAACGCCCGGAGCUUUGCCCUGCAUCAUGCCUGGUGAAAGUGAAAGCACACAGAUCAUCAAUAAAAUGUUAUAUGGCGAGCGAAGCUUGCAAGUCAUCAAUGAAUUAAUUGCACCAAUGAUCGAUAUGAAUUUUAGUGUUGGUGAAUUAAUGGCGCUGCGACUACUGAUUUUUUGGAAUCCCAGUGGGCUGACUGUUUCGCCGCAAACAAAAACUAUACUACAAAUGGCAAGCGAUCGGGCUGUUAGCGAGCUGCAUCGAUGGUAUGCGGAUCAGAAGUAUGAAGCGGCCGAUACCCGAUUAGGCAACGUUUUACUCCUGCUUUCCCCAUUCAGUGAUCAAGUGCAUUAUUUAUCCGAAGUGGUCAAAUUAAUACCAUCAUUUGGUGUUCUCAAUGAGAGAGACUGCUGCUUGCAAAAUAUACUCACGUCAUGA
This is a messenger RNA of Gongylonema pulchrum, 567 nucleotides long. NCBI's taxonomy places the organism in Eukaryota, Metazoa, Nematoda, Chromadorea, Rhabditida, Gongylonematidae. The record is from the annotation of a GenBank genome assembly.